Molecule: messenger RNA, 1437 nt
Organism: Suillus clintonianus
Lineage: Eukaryota; Fungi; Basidiomycota; Agaricomycetes; Boletales; Suillaceae
Exons: 3
Coding region: 343-1284 (313 amino acids)
Biological process (GO): heme oxidation
Molecular function (GO): heme oxygenase (decyclizing) activity
Source: RefSeq, a predicted model, not a curated record
AUUGUCCCCGCCAUCCCCUCCACCGUGACGCCCUGACACUGCUAAUAGGCCCUAACAGCCUUGGCUACCACGACUCAUCCGAGUCACCCCCCGCGAUAAGGUCCCUAUAUUUGGCCAUCCCGGAGCCUCGGAGUCACGGGACAGCUUACGGGGCAGACAAAGGGCAGAACUCGCGCCAUACUUCGGAUGCUCCGCAGUUAUGUACAGCAUCCAUAGUCCUUUUGUGUCUUCCCCACUUCUUGAGCCACUCGCAUUUUAAAUUUGCUACACGUAUUUAUACAGCUUCGUUCUGGCGAGCUGCGUGAACGUUACCUUUCCCACUGUUCCACCAUCUUGAUAGCAAUGGAGGUCAACAAUGACUACGAUUUCUCACUCCCAAUGGCGUCAUUGCUUCGCGUUGGUACGUCCAAGGCCCAUGAAUCUGCAGAGAACAGUCAAGGUGGCGUCCGGCUCGUAAAGGGCGAGCUGGACAAGGAAGAAUACGUGUAUUUUUUAAUGAUCCUAUGGCACGUAUACGACGAACUCGAGAGGGGUUUAGAGACGCACGCGUCAUACCCAACGCUACAACCAACCUAUAACCCUACGUUGCUCUCCCGCACCCCGAGUCUCUCCCAAGACAUUUCGUAUCUACUUGAGGUUCCGGAAGCACAAUGGCAGAUGCACCCAUCGCAUAGCUCAUUGAUGGCGUCCCCUCCCAAGCCUUUUGUGGAAUAUACCACGCGCCUCAGAGAGCUUUCUGGACUUUCGGACCCCUCAUGCUUACUCGCACAUGCUUACGUCCGCUAUCUCGGUGAUAUGAGCGGUGGCCAGUUUAUACGACGACGUAUAGCCAAGGCAUACGACCUAGACGUGGACCGAGGAGAUGGAAUCCGAUUUUACGAUUUCAAGAAAUUGGACAGUAGUGAAUCUGCCAACAUGGGGGAUCUCAAGAAGAUCAAGGACUGGUACAGAGAUGGAAUGAACGCUGGGAUUGGUGAAGAUACCACGUUGAAAGCGGCUGUACUGGAAGAAGCCAAUAAGGCCUUUCAGCUGAACGCCAGUAUCUUCGAUUUGCUACAAGGUCCGGAGGUGCGAGUCCAGGAACCACAGCCACCAGCUAUCUCAGCGCCGAAACAGCCAAAGGCACUAUAUGUCCCAUUACUAGUUUCCUUUGGUGGCCUUCUUUCAGUGGCAAUGACCGUGGGCGUGGCUCAUGUCGUCUACAUGGGCACUAGCAGCGCCAGUGGCAAUUGUGUACUCAGGGGGGUGGAGUAUUGGUUACGAAACAUUCUGUCGACAUCAUAAUGAUGCUGAGACGCGUUGUAUUUCCAAUGGGAUGAUGGGAUGGUUUGGAGUGGGCAUUCCAAACCUUGAGUAAUUGAGUUGUAGCAUACAUAUCGUCACGAGACAGGCUUGCGUGUACUAUAGUUUAUGAAAUGAUGGACUUAUAAUUGGUAU